GUUCCUCAAUGCUCUGAGCGCUCUUCAUUGAUAAGUGACUGAGACAGGUACUGGUCAUGAGCAACUGGCGUCUGUGUCUCCAGUUUGUCCUUCUUCUGUUCUUCACCCCUAAGCCCAGGGCUGAGUAUUUCGAAGAAGACCUGUUCAAGAUUGACCUAGACAAGAUUGAUAUGAAGAUCAGUAAUACAUCACAUGUUAUCAGUGUGACAUGGAAGGCACCAAAUAAUAGGACAGAUCCCAGGUGUUACACAAGUGAAGUGCAGUGCAAGAGCCAAUGUGUCAAAGACUGGGAGAGAGGUCAGAAGUAUGAACUUGAACACAAAAACGAGGUCUAUGUUUUAAACUUGCCUACUCUCAGUAUGAAGAAGAAUUACGAUUUCAGAAUAAGAAUGAUGGUGAGUUGUGCAGAAGGGGAAUGGAGCAAUUGGACACAAGUACAACACUGGGGAAAUAAUACAGGUGCUUGUAUGGAAGAAUCAUCUUCCUACAUGUGGUUUUAUGUUUUGAUACCUGUGCUGCCAAUGACCGGCUUACUUCUAAUGUGUCUGCUCACACAAGAGAGCAUUAGAAGAUUGAUUCUUCCUGAGGUACCAGAUCCCAAACACUUCAAAAAUAAAAUAAUGGACAUUGACCAUUCUCAGUGGUGGAGCAACCUUACGCAGUGCAGUGAGGAGUGCACAACAACAGAUAUUGAGAUUAUCAACAAAAGUGAAAGGGAUGGGGAUGACCAGACUCUGGUGAUACAGUCCAUGGAUAUCAGCCCUGAGCAACAAGACAGCAUGUACAGCAUCUACUCCUCUGAAACCCCCUGCUUGAACAUAGAACUACAGAACUCUCAGAGGGUAUUGGGGUAUAUCGCCCUUUGAGAGUUAUUUCUGUAAUCAAGUCAUUGAAAUCAUACUGCUGAGCCACUUUUAAAGACAUUAUUAAAUCAGAAUUGAAGUUUGUAGCUUUUAGUCCAUGUCUAUUAGCUUUGAAGCCAUUUAUAAGCAGCCAACUCUUAAAAGUUGACAAAAUUACUUUUAGCUGAUAAACUCAUGUAA
Molecule: messenger RNA, 1043 nt
Organism: Myxocyprinus asiaticus (Chinese sucker)
Lineage: Eukaryota; Metazoa; Chordata; Actinopteri; Cypriniformes; Catostomidae
Gene: crlf2
Product: cytokine receptor like factor 2
Exons: 6
Coding region: 57-866 (269 amino acids)
Molecular function (GO): protein binding
Source: RefSeq, a predicted model, not a curated record